AAUGAAAUAAUAAAACAAGAAUGUGUGUUGUGAAGAGGACAGGUGGAGCUGAUCGAGUAGGAGCAGGAAGUGGGAGGAGCCGGGCUUUAUCAGAGCCUAUAUAUGGGAUUGAGUUCAGGUGUGACGCCUUUGCAUUACCUGCAGCAGAGCCAGCUGGGCUCUCUACGGGCAACAAUUGUUUGAGUGAAAAUGAUCAUCUUGUGUCUCAACAUUGGGAUUUCUUAUUAAAAGAAGUCAUGUUUCGAAGAAGGAUACCAUUCUCACAGAUCGCCUUAGCCACAGUGCUGGGAGUCGCUGGUGGUAUUUAUAUCUACAAACCUUAUUUUGAGCCGGGGCUGAAAACGUCAGGACAACAAAACCAGGAUGUGCCAAAGAAACAGAAUGAAACAGACUGAAAUGAUUCAUCACUCCUGGGAAAUACUUCACAGACAGAAGCCAGAAGACAAACAUCAGGUUGCUGGACUGUCAGAGCUGGAGGCCAAACUAAAAGCAAGACCAGCAUGGAUAAAUUCAUGCUUCCUUGGGGUUCUUUGAAUGAUUGUUAAUGUACAAAAUAAAGUAUUCAAUAAUUUGA
Sebastes umbrosus (honeycomb rockfish) is the source of this 574-nucleotide messenger RNA. RefSeq names its product protein PIGBOS1. Lineage: Eukaryota; Metazoa; Chordata; Actinopteri; Perciformes; Sebastidae. The transcript is spliced from 2 exons. The coding region runs from base 21 to 395 and encodes 124 amino acids. The record is from RefSeq and is a predicted model, not a curated record.